This is a messenger RNA of Corylus avellana, 2922 nucleotides long. RefSeq lists its product as uncharacterized. The record is from RefSeq and is a predicted model, not a curated record. Lineage: Eukaryota; Viridiplantae; Streptophyta; Magnoliopsida; Fagales; Betulaceae. Gene Ontology annotation, molecular function: DNA binding.
ACCCCCCAUGCGAACUAAUUUUCCAAUUAGUCUGGCUCCACAGUGGGUGGACACAUUUCCUGGCUCUUUAAUCUUCAACACUCUCGCACAGACGCACAAGCACAGUUUUCACCACCGGCGGAAAUGGCGACAGUGUCUGCAACGGCACCGCCACAACCAGCAGGCGCAAUAAGCCUUGACUCCGUCGGUCACAUCGACAUGUCUACACUCUCCCAGACGGAGCUCCAAGCCCUCUCUCUCUGCUCGCCCUCUGCCUUUGAUCUCCACCACUCCCACCUCCUCGCCCCCAAAAUCGACCGCUCGCUCUUCAACGAAUCCGCUGGCUCUCGCCGACAGACCUACUCCCGGCCCUCCAAUUCCAACCCAUCCGCCGGCCACCGCCGCCGCGUCGCCGGCCUCCUCCCCACCCCAAAGCCCCCUCCCGUCCCCUCCGACGACCCCGAACGUGUAGAGAACCGCCUCAUCAUCGACCACCUCAAGAAUUUCAUCGACAAGGACCCCCGGUUCGAUCACUUCGACCUAACCCUGCCCUCAUUGUCGUCCCUCUUUGUUGACACGAAUCGCGAGGAGGCGGAGCGAGAGAAUGCGGUGAGUUUUGCUGUGGAUAGGAAGAGGAAGAGAGGGAGGAAGCCGAGAGUAAAGGUUCUGCAUUUGGAGGAGGGGUAUGGGAGGGGUGUAAUGGAGAUUGUGAAUAGGGACGGUGCGGCAGUGGAUCUUACGGCAUUGGCAACUGCUGAAGACCCGUAUGGGGAGGAAUUGAGGAGGAGGACUGUUGGGAUGGAGAGUGAGGAGGAGUUGCUGGGGUUUAUGAGGGAAUUGGGUGGGCAGUGGGGGAGUAGGAGGAAGAAGAGGAAGAUUGUGGACGCGGGAGUGUUCGGGAGUGCCUUGCCGGUCGGAUGGAAGCUCUUGCUGGGGAUCAAGAGGCGAGAUGGCCGUGCCUCCAUUUACUGCCGCAGAUAUAUAAGCCCUACUGGACUACAGUUUAUAUCCUGCAAGGAAGCUGCUUCAUAUUUGCUGUCCUUUUUCGGUCUUAGUGAUGCACAAUGCCCUAGUAGUCAGAAGGGUGAAAACAAUCAACAGGACUACAGACUGAAUUCUGAAAAUCUUGCAGGCUUUACCCCAAAGUACAGAGACAGGCAAGAAGUCAUUUCGAGUUCAACCCCACCUACAAUUCCUAUAUCUAGUGAACAGGGGAAGGAAACAACCUUGUUGGGAAUGGAAAAUCUUGCAGAUGUCCAAAUACAUGAUCUAUUUGAAUGUCACAAGUGCAGCAUGACGUUUGAUGAGAAGGAUUCAUAUCUGCAGCACCUCUUAUCCUUUCACCAGAGGACUACGAGGAGGUAUAGACUGGGUUCUUCUGUAGGGGAUGGAGUGAUAAUUAAAGAUGGAAAGUAUGAAUGCCAGUUUUGCCAUAAGGUAUUUCUAGAAAGGCGCCGCUACAAUGGUCACGUGGGGAUACACGUGAGGAACUAUGUGAGGAGGGUUGAAGAAUUGCCUGGUCCAACAACUCUUGAAAAGAGAAUUGAGUCUCCAACGAGGGAUGAUGUGCCUUUAAGGAUAUCUAAAAUGGAUGCUUUGAUUGAAAUUGCUCAGAAUUCUAUUUUAGAGAGUUCUACUCUUAGAACUAAUGAUGAACCCAAUGGUGAUUCCACUCCUGAUGGACUGAAUGUUCCUUCUACUCAAGAAAUGCCUGCUGCCAAUUCUGAUCAUGAAAUGAAUCUUGGUUCUCCCCUUAGUGGACAGGAAAUGGAUGAUGGCAUGACUGACAUAACUCUGUAUCAAGAUUUAAGCCAGCAAGAUGGUGAGCACAUGAUCACUGAUGAAAAUAUGGAGAAGACUGAUGAUUCUAAUGAAGUGCUAGAUUCUAAGAGAGACUCUUGUUUGGAUGCUGCAACUGUUCUACCUUCUAAUGAGCAAAAUGGUAAUACAUCUGAAGCUCUUUGUGAAAAAGAUGGUUUGGCAUUUGUCGAUGAUAGAGGCAAAUCUGGGGUUCAGCAGGAGGUAGUUUCUGAAGGUCAUUUACUUGCUCAAUUUGGCAAUAAUUUGGUGUGUGAUGUCACGGAUGAUAUAAAUUUGGUUUGCACUAGCACUUCAGAGCAUCCCAAGCUUGGUGAAGUUAAUGAUAAUAGUGAGCUAAAAGUUGGCUUUGAUGGUGGCAAUGAUGGGCCAGCCAAUAAUAUUGUGACAGAAACUGAACAGAAAACUUCUGAAGAAAAUUUACUCCAGUGUGGGGUUUCUGAUUCCUUAAUCUCCCCAGAGCAACCUUUGCAAUAUUUCCCAAUAUUCAGCGCAACCUCAGAUAAGGGAGAAGAACAGUUAGGCAGUGUUGCCCAAAGGCACGACAAUGUAACUGGGUUUGAGGAACUUAGGUUGGAUGAAAUAGAACCUCUUAAGUAUGGUUCUGUGAGUGCACAAGAAUCUCUUUCCAUUCAAGAGGUACCCAUGGAUUUGACAUACAAUGCAGAGAUGGAAGGGGCAUAUGCUUCCUCCGUCCAGUUUGAGUCGGAAGAAGUCAUGUUAAAUAUGGCUGCUGGAAAUCAGCUUACAACUGUUUGUGUAUGGUGUGGAGUAGAGUUCAACCAUGAGGCUGUUGAUGCCGAAAUACAGCCGGAUUCUGUUGGUUUUAUGUGUCCAACCUGCAAGGCAAAAAUCUCCGGGCAUCUUAAUGUACUAGACAGUGGUUUACCAUUGAAUCCUCAUCAUCUUUGAUAAAGUUAUGUCUUUUUCAAUUGUCUGGGGAUAAGUUUUGCAUGAUAUCGGAUAAAUUCCAUUUUUGUAGGAUAGACUCUUUGUAUUUGGGAUGUUUCUGUCAUAUAUUGCUUGGUUGUUGUACUUGUCAGGUUAUGUUUUUCAGGUAACCUAUAUAAUUUACACUUGUAGUUUGGCUUGAAUUUGAUUAGUAAACCUGCAAUUUUUCUUGUA